CUGAGUGUACACGAGUGUACGGGUUAGCGUCGGCUGGACGUGAUAUACCUCGUGCAAUCCCAUAUAGAUAGAGUCCAUAGCCGUACGUGGGGCGACUGACGUCAUUGUGGCGGAAAAACGGUUGCAGAGAUGAAGGGCAGCUCCGCAGGGGAGAGUGGAGAAACAGCGGAGGGAGAGUGGAGAGGGAAAGCGAGAGGGGAGAAGAGCAGCAUGACUCAUGUAAUUGACUGUUGAUGACUUCAAACAUUGAGACACUUCAUGCACAGACAUAGGCACACAUUCUCUCACGACAACCAUCGGAAGCGGACAGACAAAAAAGAUCAGUGAUUUUAAAAAACUCGCAUAUCUCCGUUAAAAGACAGAGGAACACGUGAGAGGGCCGGAUACCGGGAGAGGAUUGUGUUUGUGUCCGAUACUGUCGCAGCAUGAUAGCCGCUCACGGUUAACCGGAGGAAGGCUUGCCAGUGCUCUGCAGCCAUAGCACUUGUCGGUGUAUGGAUGUGGUACUGCAGCCACGAUCGCCCCUGUGUGUCCGUCUCCCUCCUUUCGGAUCUCCGGCGGCUCUGACGGCGCUGUCUGCCUUCUGUGUAAACCGCAUGCGGGCAGUGGGCUGCUAGGAGGGGGCGAGAUGCCAGGCCAGCUGCGGACGGCUCUACUCGCUUGUGCUGCGCUGCUGUCGGGCUUGUGUCGGGACUGUGCAGGUCUCCCCGGCGGGACGCGCGGGAGCCACGAUGCGCAUCCCUCCGCGACAUCUUCUUCGAGUGACAGAGGGGGAGGAAAUGGAACGGUGUCUCCAAACUGGGUCCUGCACGGAAACCACCGCGCUAAUUAUAGUGAGAAUAUUAACGAUGACAUAAGCAGUGGCCCGGCUGUGCCAAAGUACAGGGGAAGCCUCAGUCAUGGCAACCCCAGAGCCACGAACAAUAACAGCACCAGCAGCAAAAACAGCUCCGCAACUGUGAAAAGGCCGGACUUCACUGUCAGUGGGGAUGAGCAGGGAGAGGACAGCGGGGCGACACUAAUGUGCGCCUACAGGGUGAUGGAGACGGGGGGCCGGGACAAGCUGUGCUUCCGGGACACGCAGCGCAGGUUCGACUGCCGGAGCGGGGAGUGUCAGAAGGUGAGGUCGCCGGGGGGACACUUGGUGGCCAACGUGCUGACAAAUGGCAGCGUGCUGAUACAGUGGGGCCGCGGGAGAGGACGGGGGGGCAACCGAACGCAGGAGGGAGGGCAGAGAGGGGCACAGGCCCUGGGGGUGCUGGAGGAGCAGGGGUGGGGGCGGGAGACUGAGAAAGCCGAAGACAGAGAAGAGAGGCAAAAACCUGUCGAGGAGGAAGGGGAGGAAGAGGGGAAGAGGAAGGGCUCGGCUUCAGCGCCCCCGCCGAGGCUUGGGCGCAGACGACACGCCCGUCAGGGUGGGUUCGGGCUCAGCUGCUGGUGGAACGGCAGCUACACGCAGUUCGAGUGCGCCGGCGUGCUCCUGGGGGCCAGCUGCAGGGACUACCUGCUGAGCGAGCUGCACGAGAACGUCCCUUACCGCAUCUGCCUGCGCCCACUCCCACAGCAGGCCCGCUCCGACCGCCCCCCCGCCGCCGGUGGCCAUGGCGACGACCCCGGGGAGUGCGUGGAGUUCACCGUCUCACCCUCGGGGAUGCAGGACAUUGUGAUUGCCAUGACGACCGUAGGAGGGGCCAUCUGCGUGAUGCUGGUCAUCAUCUGCCUGCUGGUCGCCUACAUCACAGAAAACAUCAUGAGCCCUGCAGCGCAGCAUGGCCACACCGCGCCACGCUCACACCUCGCAGCACGCACACAUUCCCGUCACUGAGGGGAUCGUGGGAAAUAAAUAUUAUUAAAAACACGACACAAACACAGGGCACAUGAAAGGUACAUCGCUGAGAGAACAAUGAGCUAAGCUACACAACUCAGACAUUACACUACAUACACACACACACACGUACACACCACUGAGACCUCUGUUCUGCACAGAACUUUCUUUCUGUGAGUGUGCGUAUUUGUGUGUGUGUUUUUUCACUGUGUAUCUCACUCACUGUUUGCUGAUGUUAACUGCUAUGGAGUGUACUGCAUCAGAUACAGUACACAGGUACAUUAAAACUUAGAUGGAAAUAUAACUAGAUUGACUUAGGAACAAAUAGAUGUAGGCUAUAGAUAGAGAAAUUAGUAUAUAGAAUUAGCAUAUAGACUGAUACAUAACUUAUAUUGAUAUGUUAGAUAGACAGGUCCAGACCCUGAUAGUAGACCCUGUUCAUUUUCCAAAAAUUAGUUCUGAUUAGCUCCAGUAGGUAGUGAUAGGUGUAGGUACAUUAGGCUGAAUAGUACUCAUUUGCACCAAAAGUAAAUUAGAGGUUAACACCCUGUCCUACACCCCUAAAAUCUUAAAAGCAAAAAAAAACUAACUGAUUGGAAAAAAAAUGUAGACUUGCCUUACCUUUCACAGCUAUGUUUACAUAACAGCAUAGUUUUACUUACUGUUCACUGCUGUAUGUAACCUCAGGCUGGUCUCUAUCCUGUGCAAUACUGUUCUAUACUUCUGUAUUCUGAAUACCUUUC
Messenger RNA from Megalops cyprinoides (Indo-Pacific tarpon), 2568 nucleotides. RefSeq names its product fibronectin type III domain containing 10 (gene fndc10). NCBI's taxonomy places the organism in Eukaryota, Metazoa, Chordata, Actinopteri, Elopiformes, Megalopidae. The coding region runs from base 629 to 1825 and encodes 398 amino acids. The record is from RefSeq and is a predicted model, not a curated record. The transcript is spliced from 2 exons.